Messenger RNA from Leptomonas pyrrhocoris, 646 nucleotides. RefSeq lists its product as hypothetical. The transcript has a single exon. The record is from RefSeq and is a predicted model, not a curated record. Lineage: Eukaryota; Euglenozoa; Kinetoplastea; Trypanosomatida; Trypanosomatidae. Bases 230 to 646 code for a protein of 138 amino acids.
AGCACUGCAAGUAGAUGCACAUACGUAUCUGCUUUGACGUUCAACCUGCGUCGUAGCAGAAGCUAGCCCAUUGCACCUCUUCCGUGUUCCGUCACAUUCUGCCACCGCUGGCGUCCUUCAUAAAUAUUUUCGGCGAGUGCUUUGAAGCGACGUGACAUCUGUGUUUUUUCCUUUGUUGAGGUUAUAUAUAUAUAUAUAAGAGCAGAGUAGGUGUGUCGUUUAGCACACAAUGGGCUGCGGCCAUUCGCAUCUCGCCCAAAAAGGGGCGACGAGCAAGAGCACUCACGUAGGGCCCGCGCCGUCCGCACGGAGCGCGACCCCCGAAAAGCCAGCAGAGGAGGAGGAGGACCUCUUUAACCAGCUUGUGGCGGGCUACGUUGGCGAAUACCCUCAGAAAGGCACCGUUACGACCUACGAAGACUACAAGGGCUACGUCACCUCCACCACAAAUCACGUGUCGAAAGGUAAAGUUGAUAGGUUGUGUCGAUGGUCUGAUGCCGUUUUGCAGGAACGCCACCGACUCAAUCACGAUGUCUUCUUUAACCCACAGAACCCGGCUGCGUGGCCGAGGGAAGUGAUCGCUGAGUACACCUCUGCCCCGUCGUUUGCGGAUAGACAUACUGCGCAGCAGAGCUCGUAUAAAUAG